Pseudophryne corroboree (corroboree frog) is the source of this 1642-nucleotide messenger RNA. RefSeq names its product low-density lipoprotein receptor-related protein 2-like. Gene Ontology annotation, cellular component: extracellular region. The record is from RefSeq and is a predicted model, not a curated record. Bases 41 to 1417 code for a protein of 458 amino acids. Gene Ontology annotation, molecular function: serine-type endopeptidase inhibitor activity. NCBI's taxonomy places the organism in Eukaryota, Metazoa, Chordata, Amphibia, Anura, Myobatrachidae. The transcript has 11 exons.
CAGUGUGCAGAGCACCUGAGACUCAUCCUCAGAACCAGAUAUGGCUGCAGCUGUAGGCACCAUCGUCCUCCUCUCCCUGUGCUCCGUGUGCACGGUGCUGUCUGCAGACGUGAGCCGGGUGUGUCCUCCGUAUGACGCCUCCAUAUGUAUAUAUGUCAGGCCUGGAGCUCCUCAGUGCCACAAUGACAGCCAGUGUCCCAGCUCCAAGAUAUGUUGCUGCUUUAACUGUGGAUGGCAAUGUGUGGACCCUGUGAAAGUCAAACCUGGCAGCUGUCCCAAUAUAAAAAUCAAGUGUGAUGCAAACAAGAUUGAAUACAAGUGUGACCGUGACAGUGACUGCCUCGGUGCAGAAAAAUGCUGUCCAUUCUGUGGAAGAAAGUGCUGGAAACCUGACCCAGAACCGUCCGGCGUUUGCACCGCUAGUGAUGGGAAAGAGCUGCUGUGUCCGUCCAACAAGUGCCGCCGGGGCUCAGACUGUGGUGAGGCUGGGAAAUGCUGCAUUUCUGCAGAUGGGCAGCAGUGUGUGACCACAGCCCCAGACGUGAGCCGGGUGUGUCCUCCGUAUGACGCCUCCAUAUGUAUAUAUGCCAAGCCUGGAGCUCCUCAGUGCCACAAUGACAGCCAGUGUCCCAGCUCCAAGAUAUGUUGCUGCUUUAACUGUGGAUGGCAAUGUGUGGACCCUGUGAAAGUCAAACCUGGCAGCUGUCCCGAUAUAAAAAUCAAGUGUGAUGCAAACAAGAUUGAAUACAAGUGUGACCGUGACAGUGACUGCCUCGGUGCGGAAAAAUGCUGUCCAUUCUGUGGAAGAAAGUGCUGGAAACCUGACCCAGAACCGUCCGGCGUUUGCACCGCUAGUGAUGGGAAAGAGCUGCUGUGUCCGUCCAACAAGUGCCGCCGGGGCUCAGACUGUGGUGAGGCUGGGAAAUGCUGCAUUUCUGCAGAUGGGCAGCAGUGUGUGACCACAGCCCCAGACGUGAGCCGGGUGUGUCCUUCGUAUGACGCCUCCAUAUGUGUGCAUGUCAGGCCUGGAGCUCCUCAGUGCCACAAUGACAGCCAGUGUCCCAGCUCCAAGAUAUGUUGCUGCUUUAACUGUGGAUGGCAAUGUGUGGACCCUGUGAAAGUCAAACCUGGCAGCUGUCCCAAUAUAAAAAUCAAGUGUGAUGCAAACAAGAUUGAAUACAAGUGUGACCGUGACAGUGACUGCCUCGGUGCGGACAAAUGCUGUCCAUUCUGUGGAAGAAAGUGCUGGAAACCUGACCCAGGUACAGAACCGGCCGGCGUUUGCGCCACCAGUGAUGGGAAAGAGCUGCUGUGUCCGUCCAACAAGUGCCGCCGGGGCUCAGACUGUGGUGAGGCUGGGAAAUGCUGCAUUUCUGCAGAUGGGCAGCAGUGUGUGACCACAGCCCCAGAUCUUUGAAGAUGUUAUAAAAGAAAAUGUUGUUCUCUGGGACACCGAUCCUGUAAUAUCGGGAAUACAGAGAGAUGACGCUGAUCACUGGUGUAUUGUCUCCAUAGUCUUAUUCCCUAUCUCACUUUACAGAUCUUCUCUGUUUCACUAUAAGGUGAAUCCCUUCCAGCAGCUUCGGUAACUUGAUAAGCAACCGAAAAAUGUUCCAUAAAUAAACAUUCAUUUCCAUAAAUA